UUCUGUGUUUUACUUGCUGUUGCUCUGUGCUUGUAAAUUGCGAUUUGCGAAGUAAAAUGUAUAGUUGUUAAAAACAAUAAUUAUUUUUUAACUUCAAAUACUGUUUACAGAGUUUAUUUCAACGUGACUGUGUUAUUAUUUACUCUAAGUGCUUUGAUCAAUAAUCUGUAAGAGUUCUAAAUAGAUGACCCAGAAACAAUAUUGCAUAAAACAUGACAACUGAUGCUGAAGACAUAUCAUUAAGAGUGGGAAUGGGAAGGUUGGAAAUUGAACCACCAAAAUUGUUAAAAAACAUCAAAGGCGAGAACCCAUUCUCAAAUCAUUUGCAAAAAAAAGGUUCACCUAAAACUUAUAUACAGAGUAGUAAAUGUAAUAAAUGUAUGGUACAAAAGAAGAAAAAUGUUUCUAUUUACAAAAAAAAGCACAAUAAACUUUUAAGGGAACCCAUUCUGAAAAUAUCGCACGGGCAUUGUAGUCUAAGAAAUGAGUGCCAACACUUGUAUUCAAAAGAACUGCCAGCAUGUGUAUCACAGAAGCUUCAUCCAGAUAAUCUAUGUUUACACACAUUGGUUGAUAACUGCAACCAACUAAGUAUAUCUAGUAAGAAGAACCAAGCGGGUGUAACAAAUAAGGCAAACAGUUGUGUUAAAUGGUGGAAAAGUGAAACUUCAAGUGAAAGGCGGCUCGUCGGACAGAACCCACCUUCGGAGAGAAGUUCCUCUUGCUCGCAACAAGCGCUUAAUCCUCCUUGUGAUGUAACCAUUGAUGAAUUAGCUAGCUAUUUUGAAACACUGGUUCAUAUACCAAAAAAGAUGUCUUCAAUGGCUGAAAUGAUGUAUAUUUAAUGGAUGAUAAUAAGUGUUCACGUAAUGUUCGGUGGUCCAUGUUGUACUCCAAAGUUUUAAUUUUUUAAUGUUACUCUAAGUGUUCUUAAAUAUCUAUAAUCUUAGUUGAACUAAACAAAUAAAUAAUUUUCAUGUUAUUUGAUUACUAUAUUUGCAUAUCGUCGGUCUAGAUGUGAUAGUUUGUAAGUGCAAACUGACGAACUUUACAGGAGCGACAAGAAACAUCUUUUAGGUAUCACUAAAAGUCAUUUUAUACAACCAAAAACGAUUUUUAAUGUAUGUACUACAAGAUAUUUACGGGCUACCACCGGAAAAGCUGUUUGAAGCUGCAACAAAAUCAAUUUUUACCAAAAAUUGUUAGUUACAAGGUAUCACAUCAAGACCGACAAUAUAUAUAUUUUUCAAAUAUUAGACUAGUACAGAGCAAUAUCAAAAUUUAAAUUUUUAUUUAUGUAUUUCUUACUGAUGUUACUAAAUUGAAGCCAUUUUCAUAAUAUAAUCAUACGAUAGGAAGUUCUUCUCUGUACUAUUCCUAUAUAGUGGAAACUUGAUUUAUUUGCUGUUCUAUCUAUUGUAAUAUGCAUUUGUAUCUGGAUUACCUUCAAGGUUUUUUUUUUAUUUACAAGUUAGCUCUUGACUACAAUCUCACCUGAUGUUAAGUGAUUAUGCAGUCUAAGAUGGAAGCGGACUAACUUGUCAGGAGGAGGAUGAAAAUCCAUACUCCUUUCGGUUUCUGCACGACAUCGUACUGGAACGCUAAAUCGUUUGGCGGUACGUCUUUACCGGUAGGCGGAAGGAUAGUAACUAGACACCACCGAAGCCUCCCGCCAGCCAGACCUGAACCAAUUUAGAAAACUUCAAUUGGCCCAGCCGGGGAUCGAACCCAGGACCUCCGUCUUGUAAAUCCACUGCACCACGAAGGCCGUCAAAAAGGUUAUAACCAUGGGACAAACUACCAAUUUUUAUGUUAAUAACAAGACCAGCUUUGAUUCAAACGUCCUGAUUUUUACCAUGUGACUUUUUUAUUAUAAUUAAUUUAGUUACCUAUUUGUCACACUUCAUAUUAUUUUUGACAUUGUUUGAACGAUAAAAAGUAUCCUGGGGACUAAAUUAGAUGUUGAAACUGUGUUCAGAUAAUAAGUUUGUGUGGUAUUAUAUAAUUUGUAAUUUUAUUUCAUGAAUUGAUUCUCAAUUUUAUUAUAUAUCAAUGUGCUCUGUUUGUGUAUAAAAUGAGAAUAAUAAAAAGAUUUAUAUUGUGUAA
Bicyclus anynana (squinting bush brown) is the source of this 2106-nucleotide messenger RNA. RefSeq lists its product as uncharacterized. The transcript is spliced from 2 exons. The record is from RefSeq and is a predicted model, not a curated record. NCBI's taxonomy places the organism in Eukaryota, Metazoa, Arthropoda, Insecta, Lepidoptera, Nymphalidae. Gene Ontology annotation, biological process: cellular response to hydrogen peroxide. The coding region runs from base 213 to 845 and encodes 210 amino acids.